Sinocyclocheilus rhinocerous is the source of this 2040-nucleotide messenger RNA. Its product is annotated as protein spire homolog 1. Gene Ontology annotation, biological process: polar body extrusion after meiotic divisions; actin filament polymerization; actin nucleation. Bases 138 to 1862 code for a protein of 574 amino acids. The record is from RefSeq and is a predicted model, not a curated record. NCBI's taxonomy places the organism in Eukaryota, Metazoa, Chordata, Actinopteri, Cypriniformes, Cyprinidae. The transcript is spliced from 16 exons. Gene Ontology annotation, cellular component: cytoplasmic vesicle membrane; cell cortex. Gene Ontology annotation, molecular function: microtubule binding; actin binding.
GAAGAACUGUGAAGCACACAUAUUGAAGGAAGCUUUUGUCGUUGUGGAAGUAAUCUUUAUUCAGUCAGGGUUUUAAAUACGAGUAGUGUUUGGCUCUGUAACAGUUGAGGAGCUGAAACGCUUAUGUUUUAGAGGAGAUGAUGGAGUUGUCUUUAUAUGACAUGAGCACAGCUCACAGGUGUUCAUAUGAGCAGAUGUCUCUGGCUGAGAUGCUGGAGGUUCAGGGUCAUCCAGUGAGUGAGGAGCAGGCCUGGGCUCUGUGUUAUCAGCUCUGCCGCAUGCUCUCUCAUCAGUCCGGUGAACAAACACGGAAGACGGCCGUGUCUCCGGCCGCGGAGGCGGUGCUGUUCUCCAGAGACGGAGGCGUCUCUCUGCGGCAGAGUAACAGUGGCGAUACCGGUAAUUCCUGUGUGAUAGAGACAGAGGAACAGGCUGUGGAGUUUGUGGGCCGUCUUGUGUACUUGAGUCUGGACUGGGGUCUGGAGACGCAGGUGGAGCGUGAAUUAAGCGAGACCUUGGAGAUCCUGGUGUGUCAGAUGACCAAAGUGAACCUCGGCCACCGUCAGCCCAUCUGCAGCAUCGCUGACGUCAUCCACGUUUGUAAGGAGCGCCUGUACGAUCCGAGUCAGGCAGCUAAACACUACAGGAGCGUGUGUUCCGGUCUGUUCUCGCACACCGCGGAGUUGUGCCAGUAUCUGCAGAUCGUUCAGCAGUCCAGGAAGAGUCUGCAGGAACUAUUUGAAUCAGAGACCCAACUGGUUGCAAAAGUGACCACAGACUGGGUGUCCUCCUGGAGGGAUCUGGUGGAUGAGUUGAGCAGAGGUGUGCUGCUGCGGCCGCUAGCAAAGAGACUGACUGUCAGCAAAUGCCCACAGCCUGCAGAGACCCCUCCGUUCAACCAGCUUCUGCGGGACAUCCAGUUCAGACGCUACACACUGCGCAAAGUUCAGCUAACUGAUGUAGGAGAUGGCCAAAGAAAACCAGACCCUCACCAGACUCUUCUGGAGUUCAUCCGCUCGCGGCCAAAGUUGCGACCGGCGUCCGAGCGUAGGAUAGGCCUAAAGCCCAAAGAGCAGAUCAGUCUGCAUGAGUUGCUAAUGGAGGAGAUUCGCUCGACUGACCGCUGCAAACGUCUGGCUCACAACACCGAGUCGAGCUAUAAACAUGGCUUGACGAUUAAUGGAGAAGCUGAAGAGCGUUCUUUCCUGAAGUCGGCUCCUCACAGGAUACGCUCUGAUGAAGCUGUUGGUUCAGGAAGUGAUGCGCAGGAUGCCAGCUUUACAGACUUCACACUCUGCGCAGGAAAGCGCCGGACCAGAUCUUUUGCUAGCAACCGGGAUCUCUUCAAAGUGGUGAAGAGCAGUAACAGGGGGUCUGUCCUCACAACGAUUGUUGACGUCAUGAAAAUGCACAGUUCUGAGGAGCAAGGAGAUGUGAAGGAUCUGUCGUGUGAGAGAUAUGGGGACUGGCGGGUUUGUUCUUGCUGUGCGAUGAGGAGCCUGUAUUUCACGUGGCAUAACGUCUGCUCUGUGUGUCGCAGGGUUGUGUGUCCCGGGUGUUGUCUAGAGAUGCGUCUGCCCUCCAAGCGCUGCGUCAACCUUCCUCUGAGCUUCUUCAAGCAAAUUGUGAUGAAAGAUGGCGAGCAAAGCCAGAGAAACUUCUGGAGCGAGCGCUGGUCCUGGAAUUCAGUCUGGAUUCCUCUGGUUCUGGUGUCGAGCGGCUCCAGCUCCACAUCCCUUCACACUCUGGCCACGCGUGACUGGUACAGUCAGGACAUCUGUGUGCGCUGCCAGAAGGAUCUACUGCAGGCGUGCGACUCGCUGCUGUCCAGCUGUCCCGUCACAGACUCUCAGGAGAUCUGAUCGCUCUGUCCUUCUAUAUGCUCCUUUAUCUGUCAGUGGUGUUCGUGUGUUUUCCUUGUUGGGUUGGUUGUUCACAGUGUGGCACCAUGUUGGUUCUAGAUGUUUGUUUUCCACCAGUUGCAUAGUUCGUUUUAAGGUUUUGCAUUAUGAACAAAUUAAAUAAAUGUGCUGAACAUUU